Molecule: messenger RNA, 3787 nt
Organism: Bactrocera oleae (olive fruit fly)
Lineage: Eukaryota; Metazoa; Arthropoda; Insecta; Diptera; Tephritidae
Source: RefSeq, a predicted model, not a curated record
UACAUACAUUGUUAUUUAUACAAGAGCAUGUGUUAGCCUGCCUAGAAACUUUUAUACUCAUGGGAAUAUUUAAACACCCGCUGAUCGAGAUGAUGAAUUCAUUUAUUUCAAACACUCGAACUGUGCGGAAUCAAGUGCUAUUAAUUCCUUAAAUAACCAAAUUGAACAAUGUGGUUAAGCGCAAUUUGUCUAACUCUUGCCUUUUGUAUAAUACGAUCGGACUCGGCAGCUCUAACCAAUUCGACUGCUAAAGAAGUGCCAAAAGAACCAUCAAAUGUAUCGCAUGAAUGUACCAAUGCCUUGAAGCUGGAACAUAUCAAUCACGCCUUAAGUCGAAUUGAUACCAGCGUGCAGAGUCUGGAGGAAAAAGCACACAAUUGGGCCAUCUUCCGACACCACAUCGAUGCAUGGAAUGAGCAAAUCAAGGCAUUAGAACACAAAUUAGAUUUGGUUAGGCGUACGCAGGACGAACAGCAAGUAUAUGGAAAUAAAUUCAUAAGCCUGGAAUUCACACUCAAUCACAUACUAAGCAAAGUCGUGUAUCUUAGUGAAACUUGCAAUACGCACCAAAACGUCGCAGACACCAUACGAUCACCAACACUCUAUAAUACCCGUGCGAACAGCAAUGGCAAUGACAAUGGCCGUGACACUGCGCAACAACAACAACAAUAUCGAGAUACCAACGAGCUGCUAUAUGAGCAUAUCGCCUUGCUGGGGGACGUAAAGCAUGCCAUCGACGUUGACAAGCAGCUCCGUGGGGAGCUGUCGACACGUCUCAACAACAUAUUGCGACAUGUGCAGAACAUUGAACGCGAUAAUUGUCGCAGCGAACGACGACACACAGCAACGAAUGCCAACAAUAGAGUCGCUAAGCUAAUGGCGCCUAUUGGCGGUUGUAAUUCAAAUCAAAAUGUUGAAAAGACGCUAACAUCUGUCGAUCAACAGUUAACGAAACUACUUACACGACCAACAACACCACCGAAAGAAUUAAAACAAAUACACACGUUAGUCAAAAAAGAUGCACAGCAAUUGGAAAAAAUCGCAAAUUGGAUGAAUAAAAUCGAUGAGCAAUUGUUGCAGUGGCGUGAUGAAAGUGCCAUGGGUUGGCAGCAAUGUCAGACUAUGUCCAGUGAGCUAGCCACGUUCACCGAAAGUUCGGAUUUGCUGCUGAAACGCAUCGAAUUUUUACUACACGAAGUCGAUGAAAAGUUACCGAAAGAACCGUUGCACAAAACAGGUGAUAAAGACGAUGAAGAUGAUGCAGUUGAGCAAGAUGCUGAUGUAGUUGACACGGAACAAGUAGAUAAGGAUGCAUCUAACGUUCGUAAUGAUAUUGAGCAUGAAACAUCAGUAGAAGAAGACGCUGAAGAUGAGUCGGCGGUUAAAGCUGAUGAAAAUUUGGAUGAACCUACAGAUUCAGACGUAAAAGAGCAGACAGAACGGAUCGACGUUCGCUUCGAUAUUGUUGAUUUUUUGCAACCAAGUAAGAUCGGCUGUCAUGAGUUGUUUAGUCCACCAGUCGAUGGCGUUUACAAAUUUUCUACACCUGCAUUAAAUGAGGCAUCACGUGAUUUCAAUGAACGUUACUGUGCCUUUGCAACUGACGGCGCUGCUUGGACCGUCAUACAAAAUCGUGGUCCUUAUAUCGAACAUGAAAAUUUCAAUCGUUCUUGGAUGGAUUAUAGAAAUGGAUUCGGUAUGCUCGACAAGGAAUUUUGGUAUGGUAAUGAAUUCAUACAUCAACUGGUUGAUCGGGAUGACUAUGAGCUGCGCAUUGAAUUGACGGAUUUUAAUGAUGAACAUUUGUGGGCCGAGUACGCAUUGUUUCGUUUGGACAGUGAGCGCUACAACUACAAUUUGUUAAUUGGUGGACAUAGCGGUACAGCACCCGAUGCAAUGCACUAUCACAACGAAAUAGACUUCAGUACAUAUGAUCGACGCAACGAUAAGAGCGUAGAUGCGUGUUGCGCAUGCGCUACCGGUUACGGAAGUGGCUGGUGGUUUGACAACUGUUCGGAAGCGAACUUAAACGGUAUUUACCGUCAAACACCCAAAGGGCACAAUUACGUCGGCAUCAUUUGGGAGCAAUGGCAUGGUGACUACUCACUAUAUAAAACGCGCAUGCUAAUUAGACCGAAAAAUUCGCCGAAACAAGUAGAAACAGACGAGGAGCGUGAUGCAUAUAAUGAAGAUCCAUAAAUAAAAUCCAAUCAAAAAAAUUCUUAAAAGCAUAAAAAAGAUAAAACUAAUAUAUUAUUAAAUGCAACGGGUUCCAUUAAGUUGAAAGUAUUUGUGAAUUGAUGAGUAAAGAUAAUUGUUUACUAAGAAAAUCAGUAAUUUUUAUAUCUUUUACAAUUUUAUUUUACGUUAAUAAUUUGUAUCAUUUCUUAUUGAUAAGUAAUAUAUGUGUACAUAUAUCCUUUUAUUUGUCCAUUCAUCUAUUUUGUGGUUACUUUCACAAUUUCGCCAAAAAUUUUACAUAUAUAGCAUUGGCAUACAUACAGAAAUGUAAUUUUUAUACAGAUACAAACAUAUGUAUAUCGUAUAUAUGUAUAAUUACUGUUGCAUAUGUUCAAGUAUACAUUAAUUUUACUGUGCAUUGUUGCACGCCCAUCAAAUUAUGUUUUUUUUAUUUUUUUAAUAAUACGAGAUAAUUUUCGAACAUUAACAAAUAAAGAAUAAUGCAGUAUCACUGCUUAUAUAUACAAUUCUUAGAUGCAUACUUUACACAAUCAUACGUAUGUAUACAUGCAGCUAAAUGUCAUUCAUACAAAUAUAUUAAUUUUUUUUUACAACUAUUUUCAAUGUAUUUAUACCUAAUAUAAUUAUUUUUAUAUACAUAUAAACUUUUUUCAUGCAAUGUUCAAUUUGCAACUUUUUAUUAUCUGACCUUUUAAGUGGACUAACAAGAAUUUGUUGAAUACAGCACAUACGAGUAUUUUAAACUGCAUAUUAAGGGGGGAAAAACACACAAUUUUUCAUUAUCGAAACGAAUUUUGUAAGCAAAUUGCAUUUGCAGUAAGCACGAUUUGUGUAAGUUUGUUUAAUAUUGUAUGAUUAUUAUAAUAACGAAUGUGCUCAUUAUUAGAAAUAUACUAAAAAUGGCAAUACAAAUAAUUUCUUUCAAAAACCGUUAUUUUCAGCACUUCAAAGAGGAAAUAUUUGAAAACUUGUUUAUAGCAUUAUUAUUUGUUCUUAAAAUACAAUUGAAUUAACCAUUUUAAAUGUAUUGCUAUUAUAUCAAAUCAUAUACAUACAUAUGUGGGUAUGUAUGUAGCUUCUGACCGUGCUUUUUCUAAAUUUCUUCUUGCUGUUGUUGUUGUUGUGGCGGCAGAAUACUACCGAGUUGACAGUCCCUGGCCGGAUAAAAAUUCGAGUCCGUUCCGACUACGUAGACCCGACGCUCGUGAGACGGGGAACUGGUUCUUCUAACAAAUUGGUCAAAAUAUUAGUUUAAAGCCAGCUCAGAACGGUUUUUGGAAUUUAUGUAAAACUUUUUGGCAAGUUCGCAUUAAAAACGCUUACAUUUGCGAUAGGUGCUGUUGAAUAUAAACUGUUUAAAAAAUUUCGAAAUUAUACCGCUUGCUAAUAUAACAGUAUGUUUUGUAUAUACAUAUUUUUUUUCAUCACUGUCGCUGAGUUUAUAUCUCAGAGCAAUACUUCCUAAGUGCUUUGGUAAACAUCACACAGGGGCAUGUUUUUUUUUUAUGUGGCAUUUAAUGAUUUUGUUUUUUCGUGCGCUAACAGUGCACUGACUCGAAUUGAAUUGGUGAUCGGUACUAAAUGG